AUGGAUAACAGAGCAGCUCCACCGAGCAGGAUCCAAUCCAGGUGGCUGGGAUUCGAUCCUACCGCUGUCGUGAUCAAGGGGACACGCACCACUCUAACGAGCCCGUUAUCUGGACCGUGUAACGAGAAGGAGGUGAUGCACGGUUUGAACGAUCGCCUCGCGGGCUUCAUCGGGACGGUGCACCGGCUGGAGCAGCAGAAUCAGCUGCUGGAGCGGGAAAUCCAGGAGCUCCGAGGGAAGGCGAAGACCGCAUCCUGCCUGGAGGAGGAGUACGGACCGGAGCUGAGGAGGCUGAGACGCGUGGUUCAGGACAUCACUCACCAGAAGCACCGGAUCGAAAUCGAGCAUCAGGAUUUAGAGGAGGAGGUGUCCAGCGUGAGGAGACAACACGAGCAGGAGGAGCGCAGCAGAGCAGAGGCGCAGAGCAACAUCUUGGCCCUGAAGAAGGACAUAGACGACGCGUAUCGGGUUAAACUGCUGCUGGACAGGAAAGCUCAGUCCCUCGUGGAUGAGCUCACCCUCCUGAAGGGAAACCAUGAGGCCGAGGUGUCGGAGAUGUUUGGACAAAUCCAGGAUCUGCAGGAGAAUGUGGAGGCGCACGGAUUUGGCGCACCUGGCGUCACUGCGGCACUCCGGGACGUCAGGGCGCAGCUGGAAGGUCAUGCUGUGUCCGAAGUCUGGCAGGUUGGAGAAACUUUCAGAUCCCAGUUUGCGAGAUUAACAGAGGCGGCCGAGGCCAAGAGAGAAGCUUUAAAGGCGACCCAGCAGGAGGUGCAGGAGCACAGGAGGCGGCUGCAGGCCAGAAACACCGAGCUGGACUUUGCCAAAGGCACCAGGGACGCGCUAGAGAAGCAGCUGCGUGAGGUCGAGGAUCGACACGAGGAGGAAAUCAUCCACUAUCAGACGACAAUCAAAGAACUUGAAAACGAGCUGAUAAACUGCAAAUUUGACAUGUCUGGUUACCUGAGGGAGUACCAGGAUCUGUUAAAUGUGAAGAUGGCGUUGGACGUGGAGAUACUGUCUUACAGGAAACUUCUCUGUAGCGAGGAAGCUCGACUAUCCUCUCUGUCAGACACCCACGUCUCCUUGCCCUACAUCUACCACCAGUCCCCCGUCUACACCCUCCCCUGCCUCAGCCGGCCAGGCGGCCCCUACAGACGAGCAGAGCCCCAGUACAAGUUUGUGGAGGAGAUCAUAACGGAGACCACCAGGGAAAUUGAGAUGUCAGAAUUCGAGGACACAGGAUCAGAGGAGACAGAAGCGGAAAAAUAUGAGUGGGAGCGUGCCAAAAGGGAUAGAGGGGGCAGUGAGGAGGAGGAGGAUGAUAAUAAAGACAGUCGAGAGGAAGAAAGUGAGCAGGUGUCUGACAGUCAGCAGAAUCCGUCAGAAGGAAACUCAGUGAACGGAGGAGAUGACAGGGAUCGAUGGAGUCCUGGAGAGGUGGAGGAUGGUGAGAAGGGUCAAGAUAGAGGAGAGGAGUCAGAGGAAACUGAAGCAGGUGACAGAGAAGCUGUGAGUGGCCGAGACAAAAAGGCUCAAAGCAAAGUUUUAUUAAGUGAGAGUCAUGAUGAAGAAGAAAAUGAGCAACAGAAAAAAGUAGCUGAAGACACUAAAGAAGAAAAAGAUCCAGUGUCAAAGGCAACAGUUCGGAAAGACUCAAAAUCGGAGGUCACUUUGGAGGAGGAACUCGUGAAUAAUGAAAAGCAAGAUGCACUUAAAGAUAAUCUUAUCUCAACUCAAGUGAGGCAGCCAGUUGAUGAGGUCCCGACCAAAGAAUCAAGCAAAACUGAGCUGAGCAGUGCUGUUCAAGUGCAGGAUAAGAAAAGCUGUGAUUUUACAACAGAGAUAAAGAGCAUGGUUUCCCUAGAGACAGCUGGAGCAACUUCAAGCACAACACUCAGGAGAGAGGAAAAGGAAAUGAGCCGUUCUGAGAGGAAGGAAACCGAUAAAUCUGAAAGUGAGAAAGAAAAAGAAGAACAAGUAGCAAAAAGCCCUAAAGAUGCUGGACGUGAUAUAGACUCAUCUGACAAAUGUAGCUUAGCUGAAGUAAAGGACGAGAGAAACAGUGAAGAUGAUACUGAAACAGGCCGAAUUGUUUUGCCAAAUGUAAAGACAACUAGCGAAGAAAUCAAUAAGAUGCCUGGGAAAGAAAGGAGCCAGGUUCUGAGGUCAGAGCAGCCUGACACAAUGGAGAAUAAUUCGCAGAAGUAGGAGGAACAUUUAAUAAAAAAAAAAAAAAGGGGUUAAAAUUAAAUGCAAAUAUCAGGGAAAUUGAAGCUAAACCUAGAGAAUGGUUAAACUAAUGCAGAUGCAACUGCAAGGCCUGAACGGAGCAAAGAGAAGAAAACUGCUGCUGCUGUAAUUCUUCUUGAAAAUGAAAAACAGAGAGCGCACGAUUCUUCCGUCUGCAGCAGAUCUGACUUUAAACUCCUACGUCACUUUGUAAUCUAUUAAAAUAGUUUGACUCACCACGCAAACAUGAUUAUGAAUGUAAACGAUGCAAAGGGAAUUAAUCUACUUUGAUGCGUGCCAACACACACACAUGCAAGAUCAACAAGUACUGUGAUUCUGAGCUACACUUUGAGUAUAAUGAAAUAAUCUAUAGUGAUAUGUUUCUGCAAAGGAUAACACAAGAUGUUUAAUAUUUGAAAUAAGUCAGUCCUGUUGAUAUCAAAUAUAAAUAGCUGUAUACCACUGCAAUUUGAUGCAAUUAGUUUUUUGCUGUGAUGAAUGUGCGUCAUUCAUUGACUGAUUUCAACUCUUUUCAUAUGUCAGCAAUAAGUGGAUUUAGUCAUUCCCUUUAACUCAGUAUGUGAACAAAGCAAUGGGGCAUGCAUGAGCAUAUUAGUGACUGUAGAGGACAGCAGCGCAUCAAUGUGUAUUAAAU
This is a messenger RNA of Pleuronectes platessa (European plaice), 2887 nucleotides long. RefSeq names its product neurofilament light polypeptide. The transcript is spliced from 3 exons. Lineage: Eukaryota; Metazoa; Chordata; Actinopteri; Pleuronectiformes; Pleuronectidae. Gene Ontology annotation, molecular function: structural constituent of cytoskeleton. Bases 1 to 2211 code for a protein of 736 amino acids. The record is from RefSeq and is a predicted model, not a curated record. Gene Ontology annotation, cellular component: postsynaptic intermediate filament cytoskeleton; intermediate filament; axon. Gene Ontology annotation, biological process: neurofilament bundle assembly.